Adineta ricciae is the source of this 3501-nucleotide messenger RNA. The record is from the annotation of a GenBank genome assembly. Lineage: Eukaryota; Metazoa; Rotifera; Eurotatoria; Adinetida; Adinetidae.
AUGGUUAAAGGCGAAAAAACUCCAGCAGCAGCAGCAGCGACCAAAGGUGGGAAAACACCGGCAACUGGUGGAAAAGAUAAAGGUAAAGCGGGCAAGGCGAAAUUACCAGAAGAGAAGACAGUUGAUGAAACUUUUGAACCGAUAAAAAUCGAUGUGAAAGGUGCUCAAACGGCUGUCGUAUGUUUAAGAAGUACCGAAGAAAACGUCCUAAUUCGAGCGUGUGAUGCAUUAUUCAAAUUUGCUGAUAAAAGCGAUGCAAAUAAAUUACUUCUACAUGAAAUGGGAGCCACAGAUACUUUAUUUACAUUAACACAACAUGAAAAUCCAAUUAUCAAACGAAAUGCAACGAUGGUAUUCGGGCUGCUGUCUUCUCAUCCGGAUAUUCGACAAUAUCUUCGUAAAAUUGAUUGCAUCCCACAUAUGAUCACACUCUUGUCACCGGAACAUGAAGCAUUGACAAAUGAAUAUGCAGUAUUUUGGCUUCGUCAUAUGUGUAGUAAUUUUUCCACAAAAACUCAAAUAACUUCUCAGAAUGUUCUUCAACCAUUGAUUCGUUUAAUCAAUGAAAAUGAUCCAGAUGUGAAGUUCAAUUCGUUAUCUACAAUCGACCGAAUUCUCGAUGAUUACAAUGCGCGAAGUCUUUUACGAGAAUUGAAUGGUAUCGAACCAAUACUAAACAAUCUCAAAUCGGAUUACCCACAGAUAACAGAGACGGUGUGUAAUUGUUUACAAAAACUAGCAACGGAUCCAAACAAUCGCACAGUGAUUAGAGAAAUUGGUGGAUUAGAUCGAAUGAUUGAUUUUAUCGGAUUGGAUGAGACGAAAGAUGUUCAUGUUCAUUGUCUGAAUGCAUUAGCAAAUCUUCUGGAAGAUACGGAAUGUCUUGAUUUGAUUCAAUCGAAUGGAGGUUUGAAACGAUUGAUGCAAUUUGUACAAGAUAGUGCUUUACCAGCUGUUCAAGCAGCAGCUGCAAAGGCCAUUGGGCGAGCAGCAAGAAAACCGCAAAAUCGAAAGAUUUUCUCCGAACAAGAUGCUGAACGGGCGAUGAUUUGUCUUUUACUUAGUGAAAAUGAUGAAGUACGUAUUGCCGCUUGUCAAGCACUAGCAGUGAUGGCAGAAAGCAUGCUAAGCCGAGAAACAAUUCGAAACAAUGAUGGAAUUCUUACGAUUGUACAAAUGAUGCAGAAAGAUAAUCCACGCUUACGUGAAUUUUCAACCUUAGCAAUGUCAAACCUAACGCAGAGUAAUUCAAACAACAUUCGAGAAUUACAAGAACAAGGCGGUUUAGACAUAUUGAUUCACUUAUUAAAUGAUGAAAAAGAUACGACCAAAGCGUACGCAUGUGUCACAUUAGCCAAUUGUUCAACUGAUCCAGUUGUACGUGCAAAUAUUCUAGAAAAAGGUCUGAUUACAAAUCUUCUCGCACCAUUGCAUACAAAUUACGAAAUUGCACAAGCGAAAGCCGCGAUGCUCUUGUCAGCAUUCGGUAUCGAUCAAAAAGCGCGACCUGAAGUGUUAAGUAAUGCAGCAAUUGUACCGCGCAUUGUUACAUUAUCGAAAUCCAAUAACGAUGAAGUUCGUCGAAAUGCUUGUUUUGCUAUCAGUGUUCUCUGUGCUGAUCAAGCGAUUGCAAUGGAAAUUCUUCGAAAUGGUGCACUUGAGAUAUUACGUGAUUUAAAUGCAUCCGAAUCUCGUAAAAGUAAAUUCACUGAAAUGGCUUUACAAAGAAUACUUGACAGUCAAUUAUCAGCAAAAUAUUCUUACCUCGGCCGAUUAGAGAACAAUAAUAUUACAACAGAUGGAUUUUAUGACAUGGGCCCAGUGCCUGAAGGUGGAAAAUUCUUAACUAUCGAAGAACUAGCUGUUCAGGAAGUAAAUGAUCGUCGGCCGAUUCUGAUUGUCUAUGCUCCGGAAAAGAAUGUUCCACAAUUCCAAGCAGUACCCACAGAAAUGCCUCCUGAAGAAGAUCGUACGCGAGCACGAUCAUCAUCGAAUUCUAAUCUUGCUAGAGCAACAACGCCAUCAAAGGGUUCAGAUGGUAAGGAAAAAUCAGGCAGUACGGCUACAGGUCGAACGUCGAAAGCAGGAAAAAGUUCUACUAAAGAAAAAGAAGCGAAAACUACUACAAGUACUACCAGUAAAACGAAAAAAGAGAAAACCAGUGAUAAACGAAGUGCUGCUGAUGAUAAAAAGGCUGCGGAAACGGAUUCAUCAGCGACGAAUAUUACUGAUCCAAAAGCAGGCUAUCAAUCGACACCUGAUCAAGAUUUUCUUACGUAUCUCGAUGAGAUUCGUCCUCAAGUGGCGAAGAAACCUUUAACUGAACAAAUUCCAAUUCUUGCUCGAUUGGUAAGCGAUAAGAUGGGUGGAGUUAUUGCACUUGAUGACAUCACAACCUUCGGAUAUGAAGUAUCAAUGAUUCAGUUGAAAGCAGAAAUACAUUCAAAUAUUGUUCCAAUUGGCCGAAUACGAAAGGGUAUUUACGCACAACGAGCAUUUCUUUUUAAGAUACUCGCUGAUCGAUUGGGGAUGCCAUGUACAUUAGUACGGGGAAACUAUAAUCGUGCCUGGAAUGAAGUGGUACUUGGAGAAUCAUCCGCGGGUGUUCGAUAUCCAGCGAAAACAUGGAUUGUCGAUUUACUGCAUGAACCAGCUUGUUGCAAUUGCCCAUUAAUUUGUUUUUCCUGUCACUACAUCUCAGGAUUCUCCUGGUUCAAUUCCGAAGUAAAACAAGUGACCAAAUCGGUAACUACUCAACGCACAACUGUCCAACGUCGCCAAUUCGAUACGCGACAACAGAAUCCGGCUAGAAAUUUCGCCCAUAUUGAACGCCAAGCCAAAGGUGUUUCGAAAGCUCAACUUGCAAAUCGAACACUUUUGCAACAAGCCCUUUUACAACGUAAAAAUAAUAUUCGUAAUUCAACUAUUGCUCAACGUCAAGCGGACAGCGUGAGGAAACAAAACUCUCAAACGGUUUCACAGAAUCGUUUGCAAGAAAGACUUGUCAAUCAACAACGAAAUCGAUUUCUUAAUCAACGGCCAACACAGCGUCAAGUCAAUCGUACUGUGAAAAUUGCCAAUAGUCGACUUUUCAAUUCAAGAUAUCGCCCGUUUGUCAAAAACAACAAAACAAAUAAUCAGAGUCUUGCUGCUAACCGCCAAAAGUCAAUCAUCGAUCGCAAAAAACGUCAACGCUCGUUCUUCUCCAAACCGACCUUUAUACUUCAGAAUAAUAAAGUUCAACAUCAACAACGAUCGAACCUUGUUCAGAAGAGCACACUUGCUCAAACGAAUGCUCAACGAUCUUUGUUACGACGAAAACGACAACAUGCGCAUGAUGAUACAGCAGCAAAUCCGUUUAAUUCAAUGGUCCUUGCUCGUGAUGCACCUGUGGAUGGCGAAGAUGAUAAUUUAUCAAGAAAGCAACAACAACAACAACAACAUAACGACAUUGUAUCUUCUGCUAACUUUCAUAUAUGGCUCUUGGGAUCGAUUUCGUAG